CCCGCAACAGGUUUGCGGGGAUCUCGGCGCUUACAGUGCUCUCGGACGAUGGUAGCGGGGCAACUGGCAUUGAGGCUGAGCAGCUUGUGGAAAAGGACUACUUUAGCAGAAAGGCCCCCAAGCCUCAGCUAUAUAGGCAAUUCUACAAAUCUAUCCCUAUUCCAUUCCCUUUCCCUAACGACUUCUGCGUUGGAGUUGUGAGGCAGAGUGUUGCUGUGAGACUCGUUGGAUUGGAAACCAUGUCUGGAUAUCAAGGCACGCCCCCACCAGGUGGGAAUUACUACCCGCCUCCCCCUGAUAAGGGCGGAUACGGUGCUCCCCAGUCUUCAGACUCCUCGCAACAGCAACAGUACUUUGCGCCUCCGCCGGGUGGUCAAUCCUAUCCUCCUCCACCACCCUCCAGUCCUCCUGCCCAGAUACCCGGUCAACAGCAGCAGCAGCACUAUCCUCCUCCACCUGGUGGUGCCCCAGCCGGGCAUCCCCAUGCUCAACCGCAUUUCUCUCCACCACCUCCUGAUCAGUCACAAUUCCAACCCUCACCACAGCAGCAACAGCAUUUUCCGCCGCCCGGAAGUGCUCCUCCGCAACCUCAGAGCCCAUAUGGCGCCCCACCGAACGCGACUCCGCAUCCUGGAAUGCCACCGCAACAGGUGAGCCACCAAAGUUAUACUGGGCCACCACCACAGCAGCAGCAGCAGCAGCACCAAUCCGAAAGACAAGCACCACCACCGCAGCAGCAAGCAGUUCAGGCUUCUCAGCCUCAAUUUGUGGAUUCCACACAAUCAGAUGAUGUAGGGACAUUCAACGGUGGAAGCUACCGUAUCAGCCACCGAAACACCAAUUCCAUCCUCACGAUCCAACUCGCCAGUGGAUGUCCUUUGACCGCUAAACCGGGCGCGUUGAUUGCAAUGACCCCAACCAUAACCCUCAAAGGAUCAGCAAAAUUCACCCUCAAGAAGUACAUCGCAGGCGGCGAACUGAGUAAAUCGACCUACACGGGCCCUGGCGAGUUGCUCCUUGCGCCUGCGACUCUCGGCGAUAUAACCGUCAUUGGGCUCACGGGCCAGAACCAGUGGAGCGUCGGCAAGGACGCGUUUUUGGCCUGCACCCAGGGUGUUGUGACAGAGUACAAGUCGCAGAGUUUGAGCAAGGCCAUUUUCAGUGGCGAGGGUCUGUUCGUAUAUCGCAUCACUGGACAGGGUAUCCUGUGGUGCAUGAGCUUCGGUGCCAUCAUCCGCAAGGAUUUGAAAGAAGGCGAGAAGUACUACGUUGAUAACGGUUAUUUGGUUGCGUGGAAUUGCAAAUAUGUCAUGGAACGCGUGGCAUCUGGGGGUAUCGUCUCAAAUUACACGGCUGGUGAAGGGUUGGUGUGCAAAUUCACUGGUCCUGGAGCGAUCUUUAUGCAAACACGUAAUGCGGCAGCUUUUACGACCUGGUUGAGUCAGAAUGCAGCAAAUGUCGCGGCCUAG
This is a messenger RNA of Periconia digitata, 1469 nucleotides long. Lineage: Eukaryota; Fungi; Ascomycota; Dothideomycetes; Pleosporales; Periconiaceae. The record is from the annotation of a GenBank genome assembly.